GGGCACUAUCCAAGCUUUCUAGAGUAAACAAUGGAGGAAGAAGAUCUUUAACGGGCAAAUUCAUUCCAAUUCAUUCAUCUACCAAAGUAAGUGCGUUAUUUUUUGAUCAUCUGUUGUUUUAAUUUGACGAAGCAUUUUCAUUGAUUAGUGGAGUCGAUCAGAAGUGCAUUGAUUUUUGGGUGCUGUAGUUGAAUUUGAUUCUGUAAUCAGGUUUACAAACCAAGAGUAUAGGUUUUACCACAUCAUUAAUGGCGUCGAUGUAGUUGUUGCUUCUAUAAGGGCAGUCAUUUUAGGUGAUGAGAUAUAGGGCAGUCAUUUUCAUGAAUUCAGCAAGAGUUUGUAGUUAUAGGUUUCGUCAGUUCUCCUCUUCGACGCCAUGGAUUUCCCCUUUACAGUAUCUGAAACCAGCUCCAAAAAAAUCAGACCCGCCACAAGAGACCUCAAUUAUCCAUUUAGAAGGUCAGAGGAAACAGAAAUUUAUCUCUCACGAGACUGCUAUCAACAUGAUCAAAUGUGAGAGAGAUCCGCAAGGUGCCUUGGAAAUUUUUAACAAGGUCUCAGAGCAGAAGGGUUUUAAUCAUAACACUGCUACCUAUGCAACUAUACUUCAAAAGCUGGCUAAGUCCAAGAAGUUUAAGGCUGUUGAUGCGGUUCUUCGCCAAAUGAGGUUUGAAACUUGCAAGUUCCAUGAGGGAAUAUUUCUUAAUUUGAUGAAACAUUUCUCUAAGAGUUCCUCACAUGAGAGAGUGAUUGAAAUGUUCUAUUUGAUUCAACCAAUUGUUCGUGAAAAACCCUCUCUUAACGCCAUCAGCACUUGCCUCAAUCUACUGGUUGAAUCAGACCAUAUUGAUUUUGUCUGUGAUAUUAUAUUGCAUUGCAAGAAGUGUCUCAAUUUGGUUCCCAAUACGUGCAUUUUUAACAUUUUAGUUAAGCAUCAUUGCAAAAAUGGGAAUCUUGAGUCUGCCUUUGGGGUUGUGGAGGAGAUGAGAAAUUCCAGUAUUUCUUAUCCUAAUGUAAUCACCUACUCAACUCUUCUUGGCGGUCUUUGCAAGAACGGAAGGCUUAAAGAGGCAAUGGAGCUGUUUGAGAACAUGGUCUCAAAGGAUAAUAUCUUGCCUGAUGCCCUAACCUAUAAUGUUCUGAUCAAUGGCUUUUGCCGUGGAGGGAAUGUUGAUGGGGCGAGGAAAAUAAUUGUGUUUAUGAGGAAAAGUGGAUGCAAUCCCAAUAUGUUCAAUUAUUCAGCUAUGAUGAAUGGAUUUUCUAAGGAAGGAAGGUUGCAGGAGGCUGAGGCAGUUUUCGAAGAGAUGAAAAGUUUUGGUCUGAAACCUGAUACAGUUGGAUAUACAACAUUGAUUGACUGUGCCUGUAGAGCUGGAAGAAUUGACGAAGCAUUGGACUUACUUAAAGAGAUGAAAGAAAGUGAAUGCAAAGCUGAUGUUGUAACUUUCAAUGUUUUACUUGGGGGAUUGUCCAGAGAAGGUAGGUUUGAAGAGGCUCUUCUGAUGAUUGAGAAACUACCUUUCGAGGGUGUUUAUCUGAACAAAGCAAGUUACAGGAUUGUGCUGAAUUGCUUGUGCCAGAGAGGUGAACUGGAAAAGGCUACUGAACUGUUAAGUUUAAUGCUGGGCAGAGGGUUUUUGCCACAUUUUGCAACUUCAAAUGAGAUGUUAGUUCUGUUUUGUAAAGCUGGAAUGGCAGAAGAUGCUGCCAUGGCAUUGCUUGGACUAGUAGAGAUGGGUUUCAAGCCUUGUCCUGAUACAUGGAUGCAUUUAGUUGAAUUGAUCUGCAGAGAAAGAAAGUUGUUGCCUGUGUUUGAAUUACUUGAUGAAUUGCUCGCACGAAAUUAGGAAACAUAUAACAUUUUCUUCUAAAUGAAGUUGGAUAUGUUCGAGAGGCAGCAGCAUGUUGAAUCCUCACCACAAGAAAGAAGUUGACUUGCAGAAGUACUAAAGAUAAUAGCCGGGUCUUGAACGGGCAUAGUGCCAAUGCACCUUUGAUCAGCUUUUAUGGCAUGGGACGUAUUUUGCUAUGGUGAAUACUUAUUUUUUAUGAUCUCCUUAGUCUCUUGCCCUUAUUUGGAGUCUCUUGCCCUUAUUUGGAUUUGAUGUUAGGUAGAAGAUGAUAGGGGUUAGAGGUACACUCUCACCACCCAUGAACAGUAACUUGGGGAAGGUAUAUAGACUUAUAUGGUAUGAAACUUAAGGACAGAAAGAAAUUUAAAUCAAAUGAUGGUCUGCAACGGUUGGAGAGAGUACCGUUUGGGUUCAUUAUAUUGAAUUGUUCGCGAAGGUUGGAGAGAGGACAGCUCGGAUUCAAUAAUGAUGGUUCGCGAUGGUUGGGGGAAGACAGUUCGGGUUAUCCAUCAUUAUCCGUAAACGUAACUACUCGUCUUUACAUGUACGCCCUAGCUAUUCUGUUUGUUGCAGAUUUUCGGCUACUUUCAUGAAGCUCAUUGCCAAAUCAAGAUUCAUAUAAUAAUCAGUUUCAUAGGAAAAGCACAAUGAGGUCUACCUUAUGUGUA
Tripterygium wilfordii is the source of this 2521-nucleotide messenger RNA. Its product is annotated as pentatricopeptide repeat-containing protein At5g18475. Gene Ontology annotation, molecular function: protein binding. The coding region runs from base 297 to 1847 and encodes 516 amino acids. The transcript has a single exon. Lineage: Eukaryota; Viridiplantae; Streptophyta; Magnoliopsida; Celastrales; Celastraceae. The record is from RefSeq and is a predicted model, not a curated record.